GAAACUGUUUACCAACUAUCUGGGUCAUUUUAAGAGUUUGGAUCUUUAUUACAUAGAAAAAACAUGGAAAUAAAAUCCAACUUUGUUUAGCUGAAUAUUUUAAAGAAAUGGCAAAUGAUAUUAAGAUAAACCACAGUGUCGAUCUCAAUUGUUAUUUGAUGCAAGUUCUUGGCGGAAUUUCAAUGUGUGCGUUAUGGAUGAUCCUGACCCUUUGAAAAAUGUCAACUGGAACGCACGUAAACACUCAGUUGCUAACCGUCGUCAUGUUGAACUCGUCGCGUUUUCAGAUACAUUGUUAAAAAUGUAUCAUGGCGUGCUUCAUUGUGUUAUGGAACUAUACCGGGAUGACAGAGACUGCCAAUUUUCUUGGCAGCAUUUCAGGAACGCCGCUGAUAAAUUGGCGGAAAUGCACAAAUACGUGAAGCUAACGAUACUGAAAGUGUAUGAACUUGGGAUUGUUGAGGGAGCUGCCUCUUUCUCCUCCGAUUUCUUCGAAAAAAUCAAGGAUAUGCCAUUGCAAAAUGAAAAUAAGAAUAUCCCAUUUGACUGUAUUCGGCAAUACAUCUCCAGGCCAGAAGAUCCACCUCCAAAGUCUUUACGACGUAUCAAACGUGUAGCUGUUCGUCGACGCUCACGUCAUUUACGUAAUGUAGGAGAAAUAAUUGAACAGCAUCUGCGUCCGACCAAUGUUAAUUCUAAGCAGACUGAAUCUGGUUCAUCUUCUUAUGCACAUCAACCUUCAACAUUAAAGUGGGAUGCAGGAAAACAUUCUAAUUGGACUGUUAUUCAAAAAUCUUCGUGUAUGUCCCUUGAUACAGAAAUUGACUGCCCUAGUGAGGACAGUGGAACGUCGCUAAGUAGUUGCACUUGCGAUGAUUAUUUAACAGAUACUUCAAAUUCGACAAAUGAAGAGGAUGAUUAGGAAAACCUUAUAACUACGGUAUUUUAACGCUUUUUAAUUUAGUGUUUCACUUGGUCUCUAAUAAGUUUUCCUUUUCCCCCUGUAUUUAAUAGUUCGUAUGGCUGAAAUGUAGUCUUGUGAACUGUUUGCACAGAUGAAAUAUGUCUAGUUGUUAUAAUCAAUUUCUUUGCUUCUAUCUAAAUCUACUUCAUUAGCUUUUUAGCAUAGUUUUUUGGAUUUUUAUUUUGCCCUUGGUUGUGUGUUUGUUGUCCUUGGUGGUGAGUUCACUCAAGUUUAUUUAUAUGAAUUCAUUUCUCAAAUUUGCAUGAAGCAUUUUGGUUUACUUAAUUAAGACUGACCUCAGUCACAUGUCAUUUUCUCUUAAAGGUUAUUUUUUUAAACAAUCUACUACCAGUAGUACAUGGGGAUGCAAAACCCACCAAAUCUGAUCCAAUAUUUUGUCAUACUAUUUAUAACCACUUGUGUCAAUUGAUCUUUUUCUUCCAGUUUUUAUCUUCCAACUAGUAAUCAAUAAUUAUCUGAUGUAUAUCUUAUAUAUAUGUAUAUUGUGAUAUUCUCCUCUUCAAGAUUCACUUUCUUUGUUCGCACAUGUAUGUAGAAUGUCCUAAUAAUGAGAUCUCGUCAGUCAUUGAUAUUUAAAAAUAAAUGUAUUCAAACAUACUACCAUUAUAAAUGUUUAUUUUGUAUAGAAAGCUGCUUUUGUAUGCGUCUGAUUUGGUACUCAGCAGAGAAAAUCGCUCAACAGGGAGUGAUAGA
Messenger RNA from Schistosoma rodhaini, 1678 nucleotides. The record is from the annotation of a GenBank genome assembly. Lineage: Eukaryota; Metazoa; Platyhelminthes; Trematoda; Strigeidida; Schistosomatidae.